Molecule: messenger RNA, 784 nt
Organism: Manduca sexta (tobacco hornworm)
Lineage: Eukaryota; Metazoa; Arthropoda; Insecta; Lepidoptera; Sphingidae
Product: keratin-associated protein 9-1-like
Exons: 20
Coding region: 28-720 (230 amino acids)
Source: RefSeq, a predicted model, not a curated record
AUAAGACAUAUUGUCGCAACGGGCAAGAUGUGGAAGACUACCUUCAUAUUUCUAACUAUAAUUAUUUUCAGCGAUGAAGUAAGAAGAAACAACGGCCAAUCGAUAGUACUUGACCUAAAUAAAUCAGUACAACCUAUGUCAUGGCUUUUGGAAAGAAACGCACAAAAAUGUGUACACCAGUGUAAUCUUCCAAAUUGUAACGCUGAGUGCGUUGGACACGAGAGUACGGCCGUUUGCAACGGAGCGUAUUGUAAAUCCAUGACUAGAGGCGACCACUCACGUGCUUUGUGCCACGGCGGGAAAUGCAUGUCAAAUUGUUUCGAGUUUAACUGCACGUCAAUGUGUGAAGGCGGUGUCUGUCUGUCUGAAUGUGCCGGGAAGCAAUGCGUAACUAAUUGUUUUGGUGGUGUCUGUCGAUCGAAGUGCGACGGAGAUGAAUGUAAAUCGUCGUGUAACGGGGGUGCUUGUAUGGCUGAAGCAAAAGGAUUCAAUACUUCAUCCCAGUGCCAAGGCGACGCUUGCCACGUCAAUUGCGUUGGGAUAAAUUGCCUUUCUCGUUGUGCUGGGGCAGACUGCAUAGCGACAUGUCAAGGAACUGAAUGCAGUGCCAAGUGCGAAGGCCACCGCUGUCAGAAGACUAUCGUCAUUGGAGACAUAAGGAGUGCCAUCGAGCCAGUCGAAGGAGUCUUCACUAUCAACCUUGAAGCUGGAAUGGAUUAAAUAAUAUUUGCUGGUGGUAUACAAUUCAUUUUGAAAUUGCGUUACUCAAUCAAACCACAUACUC